AUGCGGAAGAAAGAUGAAGAAAGAAUGCAUUUCCUACGUGAUGCAGAGAAUGCGUGGAUUCACAUUGUGGAUAAUGAAUUCGCGCAAAAGCUUCUCCAAAGGCUGGACACGACGACUGCAACGACUGGUCUCCCUCAACCCCUGGACUUGGCAGCAGAUCUCUGCAAGCGUUGCGAUACCCUGACUUUCGACGAACAAUCAACAAUAUCUGAGGUUCAUAAGAAGCUGAAGCCUUGUAAUGUUUGCCAGAAGGAUCGCACUCGAUCACAAAAUGUCCGCAACAAGUCUAGCCUCUGUCAAGCGCCUGCACUAAGAAUAUGUACUCCUCUGAUGAGGAAUGCGAAGCCAAUCGCAGAUGUACAAAUGGGAUUUCCAGAGCUGCCUGCAUCAGACAGUCCCAUCCGAUUCAUAUUGUUCCGCGAGUGGCUCCGAGUUUGUGACUAUACUCAUGGGGCCUACGUUUGCAAUCCAAAUUCCAAUCCUUCACACCAAAGAGAGCUACCUAGUCGACUACUCGAUGUAGGAAAGGACUUAUCAGAUAGACUUUUUCUCCGAUCUACAAGUAUCAAACCGUCCGAAAAGAUCCUACCAACUGAUAAUUCCAGUGGGAAUAGCUACUUGCGCGCAUUCGCCGACUCUGAUCCACCAGAAGACAAAUUUACAUAUAUUGCAUUAUCCCAUUGCUGGGGCAAGCUAUCGGAAGACCGUAAACACGAGUUUUGUCUCUCAGCUGACAAUCUCAACGAGAGACAAACUAACGGAUUUCACCUCUCCGAUUUACCUCUUACGUUUCGCGACGCUAUCACAGUGGCCCGUUCAUUGGAAAUACGUUACUUGUGGAUCGAUUCGCUCUGCAUAAUUCAAUAUGGAGACGAUUUAAAAGACUGGCAUAAAGAAGCGCCAUGCAUGGAAGCAGUAUUCAGUAACGCCUAUUUCACCAUCGCCGCAACAUCCGCCGAAGACUCCGAUGCAGGCUUCCUCGCGCGACGCAAACCACCCAGACACCGCUCAAAAGCCAACGAACGGGUCUCAUCCAAAAAUCUCUCAUCGUAUGUCCCGAUGAACUCACCCACCCAUGGCCCACUAUAUAUCUGUUCGACAGUCGAUGCCUUCGACGAAGACGUUGCGAGUGGUCCGCUUAAUAAACGUGCCUGGGUCUUACAGGAACGGGCCCUAUCACGAAGAACAAUCCAUUUCACGGCGAACCAAACAUAUUUCGAGUGUGGAGAUGGAGUUCGCUGCGAAACAAUGUCAUAUAUGCGGAACUCGCGGGCACUCUUCUUAGGCGAUCCUGGAUUUCCCAAAGGUCUCGGCAUGCGCACGACGGAAUCUCGAAUCAAGCUUGUGCAGUCCCUUUUUUGCACGUACAUGCGCCUGGAUAUUACCAAUAAAACAGAUAGAGCACUUGCAAUAUCGGGCUUGGAGAAGCGACUCGCGUCUACUUUUGGGACAGCGUGUCAGUUUGGGAUUUUUGAGAAGUAUGUGUGGAGAUGCUUGCUGUGGACUCGGGCUCCAAAGUCAAGAGGGCUGAGGCAGGUCGAGUAUAUGAGUUCGCGGGCCCCACCGUCGUGGUCGUGGAUGGCGUAUGAUGGGGCAAUAGAGUAUAUUGAUGUUGAUGCGGAGAGAGUGGAAUGGUGCCAUCAGGUUAAGUUGGAUGAGGCGUUAAUCCGGGCGCGAAUUAGAAGUGUUAAUCCUGAUAGGUGCAAGGUGGAACAUACUCGGGGUAGUGGGUAUUUGAUUAAGGACCGGUACGAGCGUGAAUGGGGAUGGUUGAGGUAUGAUCGGCCUCGUCGCAUUAAAUUGCAUAAACAUAAGGUGGUUGUUAUUGGGAGAGAGGGAUAUGAGUCGCGCGAUCGGUUGCUAAGCUUGAAUAGCAGCUUGAGGUACUAUGUGUUGAUGAUUACUCCUGUGCAGUCGGAUCAGUUUAAGAGAAUUGGAGUUGGCUAUCUUCCAGCUGGCUGUAUUUCAUUCGAUACCGAGCAGCAUGGCCUUCUUGUGUAA
Messenger RNA from Penicillium pulvis, 2001 nucleotides. Its product is annotated as HET domain-containing protein. The record is from RefSeq and is a predicted model, not a curated record. Bases 1 to 2001 code for a protein of 666 amino acids. The transcript has a single exon. Lineage: Eukaryota; Fungi; Ascomycota; Eurotiomycetes; Eurotiales; Aspergillaceae.